Penicillium malachiteum is the source of this 1125-nucleotide messenger RNA. RefSeq names its product protein C-terminal leucine carboxyl O-methyltransferase ppm1 (gene ppm1). Gene Ontology annotation, molecular function: protein C-terminal leucine carboxyl O-methyltransferase activity. NCBI's taxonomy places the organism in Eukaryota, Fungi, Ascomycota, Eurotiomycetes, Eurotiales, Aspergillaceae. The record is from RefSeq and is a predicted model, not a curated record. Bases 1 to 1125 code for a protein of 374 amino acids. Gene Ontology annotation, biological process: C-terminal protein methylation. The transcript has 2 exons.
AUGGCCGCACCGCAUAUUCCAAACUUAAGCACACUCCGCAGAGGACGUGGUCGAGGCCGUGGAGGCCUCCGCGGAGUCGAGGAUAGUCAUGGUACACGCACAAGCGGCAAGGACCGUGUUGUGCAGGGCACCGAUAAUGACGCCAGUGUCUCCCGCCUGAGCGCCGUCGAGCUGGGCUAUUUGGGCGACCCGUUUGCGAAAGCCUUGACGGCGCCUGAGAAUGCAACAAGGAGACUACCAAUCAUCAAUCGAGGAACGUACGUUCGCACCACCGCUAUCGAUCAACUCGUCGACCGUUUCCUGGGUUCACCUUCGCAGGACGGCACGACACAAAGAAAACAGAUCAUUUCACUUGGUGCGGGCUCAGAUACCCGUGUCCUUCGCCUGUUCAGUUCGCGCCAGCCUUCCAAUCUCAUCUACCAUGAACUCGAUUUCGCUGUCAACACCACUGCAAAGAUCCGCGCGAUUCGAACCACACCCCUCCUCCAACGAGCAUUAGGUAUCGAGUCUUCUAGUAACGAUGUUAUCGUAUCGGAAGCUGGCGAUGCUCUCCAUACAAGCUCCUACCAUCUAUACCCCCUCGAUCUACGCUCCCUGUCAUCGAGUAGUUCUCCGUCAGAGCUACUUCCACAUGUUGAUAUCACCCUACCCACGCUUCUGAUCUCAGAAUGCUGUCUCAUAUACUUAUCGCCAACGGAGGCGACAGAGGUAGUCUCAUUCUUCACUGAACGUCUCCUUGGUCCGCAAACCGCUCCGCUUGGAUUGGUGCUAUACGAACCGAUCCGACCAAACGACGCCUUUGGUCGAACGAUGGUAUCGAAUCUUGCAACGCGAGGUAUUCAACUUCAGACUCUACAUAAAUACGCUACUUUGGAGGCACAGCGGGAACGACUGCGCGGACAAGGAUUUACUAGCGGUCAAGCGGUCGCUGAUAUCGAGUUCAUUUGGAAUCGUUGGGUAGACGAAGAAGAGAAAGAGCGAGUCUCUCGUCUUGAGAUGCUGGAUGAGAUGGAAGAAUGGCAGCUUUUGGCAAGUCAUUAUUGCAUUGCAUGGGGAUGGAGGGAAGGGGAUGAUACUGCGGCUUUCAGUGGGUGGACCACGCUGCCGGCUCAGCCUGGUGAAUGA